Molecule: messenger RNA, 2735 nt
Organism: Arvicola amphibius (Eurasian water vole)
Lineage: Eukaryota; Metazoa; Chordata; Mammalia; Rodentia; Cricetidae
Gene: Rgs8
Product: regulator of G protein signaling 8
Exons: 3
Coding region: 258-857 (199 amino acids)
Source: RefSeq, a predicted model, not a curated record
AUGCACAAACAUACAUACACAUGCACACACAUGUGUAAUUUUAAAAACUUUUUAAAAAUCUAAUUUGAUUGGCAAAUUUCAAAGCAAAACCGAAUAGACACCAAAUACAUGUCCUCAAGGGUUUUCUAAAAGACACAGAGAGUGCUAUCUAUCCUUGCAAAAGACUGUAUUAUGGGCUAAACUUCUGUUGGAUGUGUUUCUGAUAGCAGAAAAGGGUUGGCCCGAGACAUCUAUUUUCCUGUCCAGCUUGUCUUACAAUGGCCCAUGUUUUCUCUCUGGUGUGGACUUGGCUUAGGGCAGAGAAUGAACAGUGCCUCUCACCUUGGCCUGAAGAGCAAUACAGGCUUACCUGCAGACUUGGAGCUCGGCCAGCUCUGCAUCAGUGGACGGCAGAGUUUGUCAGAAGUGACCGAGCAUACCCACUACUGUCGUUACGACGGGAUUUUAAACACUUCAUUCUGAUACUUCACGCUGGUCCUUGGACAAGAAGCACGGCUUGCUCUGAGGAUGGGGUGGCGGCCUUCCGUGCCUUCUUGAAGACAGAGUUCAGCGAGGAGAACCUGGAGUUCUGGCUGGCCUGCGAGGAGUUCAAGAAGACCAGGUCGACUGCAAAGCUGGUCUCCAAGGCCCACAGGAUCUUUGAGGAGUUCGUGGAUGUGCAGGCCCCACGGGAGGUGAAUAUUGAUUUCCAGACCCGAGAAGCGACAAGGAAGAACAUGCAGGAACCAUCCCUGACUUGUUUUGACCAAGCGCAGGGCAAAGUACACAGCCUCAUGGAGAAAGACUCUUACCCCAGGUUCCUGAGGUCCAAAAUGUACUUAGAUCUGCUGUCCCAAAGCCAGAGAAGGCUCAGUUAGACCUCAGAUGGGGGACUCUUGGAAGUCAUUGGCUUUCCCUUCCCCUUGCUGCCAAGACCAUAUUCUAAUGUGAAACGCCAUAAGUGUUCAAAGGCGCUGGGGCUUGAGAUGGGAGGCUGGGGGUGACCAGGGAAUGAAGGGCUGUUCCAAAGUAUGACCCAGCUUCUGGAGCUGGGACGCUCUUCCAUUUACCCAGAUUUAUGUUUUGGUUAGAGGUAGCAGCGCUGCUGACAUCCAUCUCUGGGUGGGCCAGUACCUGGCCCUUCAUACGCCUUCCGUCAUCUCCACUGAGAAGGCAGAUUCACUGUGCCGGGCUAUUUGUAAAUAAUGCAAACGCAGUUCCCAUCACCUCCACACCAUGCCCUCUCCAGCAGGAUUCCUGAUCUUCACCUGGUCCUUUACCCAAGGGAGGAGUAGCUAGAAGACUCAGGUUCUCACUUGGAAUUUGCGGUCACAAAUCGGUGAUUUAAUCUGAGUACCAGGACCUCACAGUUUAGAGGAGAGGUCUCUUGGAAAUUUCAGAUUUCUAGCACCAUUGACAGGUGACCUCUGACAAAGGACAUAUUCCCAGGAGUUGACCUUGUCUUCCAUCUCCGAAGGACCACUAUGGGAGGAGUCUGGGGUCCCUGAUUAGCCUAAGGAAUUCAAUGAACUUCCCUAUACUUGCAGCUCUAGAGAGGGUCUUGGGAAACUCCCCCCAUAACUUCUGAGUGGAGCUGUCCUUUUGAAAGAGAGACCUCGGGAAUCUUCCCCAAUUUAUCGAGAACUUUUCUAGAAGCGGAGUGGCAAGGGAAUGUAGCAUCGGCGAACUUCUGUGCAGUGAGCCUCUGUAGAACCUGUCUGUUCCCUAGCGCAUUCUGUGUCCUCACCUCCCCAUGGCGUUACACAUCCCUGAUCUCUUAGGCUGAAAGACAGUUUGGCAAAGGGAGGUGAAUUCCCACAGCAUGACAGCUUUCCUAGUGCUCUCCUGCCACGCCACCUCCUCCUUCCAUGCAGGCCAUGUAACCACGAUGGGGGAGAAUGGGAUCCUAGGCUGACACUCCCCUUGCAGCUUGUUUCCUGAGCACACUUCCUUAGAAAGGGUCCACUCUUGGCUAUUGAGAAGUAGCUGCCUUCUUGGUCUCUGGCUUUUGGGACUAAACAUGAACUGGGAAGAUCACUGUGAAUACCAGGCUGUGGAAACUUUCCUACAAGGCUAGUGUGGUACCCUGGGGUAUCUUGGAAAUGUACCGGGAUACACUUUCUUGGAAGAGCCAGGAGCAGCACGGAAUCUCUGCGGUUAUCCAGGAAAAAUCUGACCAGGAAACGGAAGACGAACCUGGAAGCUGCUGGUCUCUGGGUGGACUGGAUCACAGAGAAUGUGGCAGAGGCACUACUUGGGAUAAUCCACAGCUAGUCAACGUGGGUUCAUGGAAGAACCACAAACUUUUCAGCUUGAGCGAAUGAAAUAGUCCAUGGCCAGACUGCCCUGGAUAGCAGGUGGAGGAAGGCUGGGCUGACACUCUGCUUUUGUGGGAACCUAGCCCUUCUGGGAUAGUCUAGGGUUUGAAUUCUGGUCUUGGAGAAUCAAUUCCUUCCUUGGUUGUAGUGGACAAGGCUAAGAAGGCCCUUGAGUCACAUCGUGUUAGUGCCAACUGUCCUCCGAGUGGCACGGUGUCAUCUGUGAGUGGGUGUUGGUGUCUGUGUGUGAACCUCAAGGAGAGAUUAAAAAAAAAUACCUGUUUCCUAGGCCCCACACUGAAGAGGCCCAUGGCAGUGACAGUUAGUAAGAACUCUGAAGCUUCAGAUGGCGUUCCUAGUUAGGUCAGAGAGAUUCCCCCACCUUCUUAGCUAAAGCUGCCAGAGUUAAUGUAAUGAUUAAAUUCUCUAACAGGGUAU